Messenger RNA from Trichoderma gamsii, 1308 nucleotides. RefSeq lists its product as hypothetical. The transcript is spliced from 4 exons. Lineage: Eukaryota; Fungi; Ascomycota; Sordariomycetes; Hypocreales; Hypocreaceae. The coding region runs from base 1 to 1308 and encodes 435 amino acids. The record is from RefSeq and is a predicted model, not a curated record.
AUGGCUCGUUUCGUCGAUCUUGAUGACGAGGACGGCCAGGCGCAGUCAAUGGCUGCUUGGCCGGCGGGCAACCCUCUGGCGCUGCCCGAGCACGGAUCGGCCGUGACUAUGGCGGUUGGGGAUGGAGAUCGAUCGCGCAGGUUUCCCAGCAGGAAGAGCACCAUGACGGAAAAGUCGCAGCAGAAUGGAGAAGAGGCGGCGGCUCACAGUGCUAUGGAGGAGGCGUUUCAGUGUUAUCCCAUCGUCGUCGGCAUUAUUUCCCACAUUGAUCUCAACACCCUCGACUCAUUGGCCCGUGCGAGCCGCUUCAUCCACGAUGGCCUGAUCCAAUAUCGAGCGAGCCUCAUGGGCGCAACGCUGCGCUGCUCUCGAGAGGGCGUCGCGAUCGACCCAGAGCAGACGCUGCGAUACCGCGCCAGGGCGACAGACUGGAAUUACAUGCAAGACGACAACAACUACAACGGCAAGGCGGGCAGCUGCGCUCGCGACAUGGUGGCCGAGUGCAGGAGAUGCGCCGACAUUAUCUGCAGGAAUUGUGCUAUAAAGCCUCCUCUUAUUGCUGCUCUGCGCGAGCGACACCGCCGGCUCUGUGUCACUUGCGUCAAAGCUCCCAUUGCCGCGCUCGCCGUGCCGGCAUUGGAUACAUCUCUGCCUCUGGAUUCAGAUGCCGUGCAGCGCGCAAUCUGCCAGUGCGACACAGAGGGUGUCUGGUUAUGUCAGCCUUGCGGGCAUAGCAUUCGCAAUGCCGACCACGAUUAUAAAGCCAUCUGGCGCUGGCGUACCAAGUACGGAGGCUUUACAGGCAUCGGAGACGGCGACCGCGGCGUCAUCUGCGGCCGCGAAGAAGCCUGCCUUGCUGCUCGCGAGCGCGAAAACGAAAUCGACUGCGAUGCCGAAGACGCCCGCGGCAGCACCCUGGCUCCGUGGUCGACCGGGUCCUCGUCCGGCACGCCGAGCCCGGGCCCACAACACGCCGGCACCACACCCCCCGGCGCCCCCGCCGGGUUUCCCUUUCCUUCAAACGGCACCAUCGAGUCCAUCAUUGACGAGAUCCGCCAUCAGCGGACGCCCUCGCCGCAGCUGGGGCCGGGCUACGAGAGACACGAGAUCGAGGGCAUUGGCGGCAUCGUCAAGAGGAAGCUCGUCCGCAUGGUACGCGUGGGGGCCUGCGUGCCCGAGUGGGAGGACGAAAAGGGCAGCAACAGCAAGAUUCUGGCCCGGGAGGUAAAUGGCGCGGCGCGGAGCUGGUGUGGCUGGUGCUGGAGAGUUAUUCCUGGCGAGAAGGAUAAGAGACAGUGUGCGAAAUGA